CACGGCCCCUCAGGCAGGAGGCGGGCCCAGCACAAGAUGGCGGCCGGGCGGCUCGGAAGUGACGGCGGGAGGAAGGGCCGGCCCGUUUGAAAGCGCUGCCGCCGCCGGCCCUUUCCCGCCGCCUCCGCCAUGGAGCCGCUGCCCGCAGCAGGAGCUGAGCCGAUGACUCUGGGCUCCCCCAUGUCUCCCAAGCCAGGAGCCAGCGCUCAGUUCCUGCCCGGGUUCCUGAUGGGAGACCUACCUGCUCCGGUGACUCCGCAGCCCCGCUCCUUGGGCAGCCCUUCUGUUGGUGUCAUGGAAAUGAGGUCUCCUCUGCUCGCAGGUGGCUCUCCCCCACAGCCAGUAGUCCCUACGCACAAAGAUAAAAGCGGUGCUCCACCAGUUAGAAGCAUAUAUGAUGAAUUAUCUAGUCCUGGGCUUGGAUCUACACCGCUAACCUCAAGAAGACCAGCCAGCUUUUCCCUAACACAGAGCCCGCUGGUUGGAAAUAUGCCAUCAACCCCUGGAACAGCUUCAAGUAUGUUCAGUCCUGCAAGUAUUGGACAGCCCAGAAAGACUACUCUAUCUCCUGCUCAGCUAGAUCCUUUUUAUACUCAGGGUGAUUCCCUAACUUCAGAAGAUCAACUUGAUGACACGUGGGUAACUGUAUUUGGAUUUCCUCAAGCAUCUGCUUCAUAUAUUCUUCUACAGUUUGCGCAGUAUGGAAACAUAUUAAAGCACGUGAUGUCCAACACAGGAAAUUGGAUGCAUAUUCGAUAUCAGUCUAAGCUUCAAGCCCGAAAAGCCUUAAGCAAAGAUGGAAGAAUUUUUGGUGAAUCUAUCAUGAUCGGUGUCAAACCUUGUAUAGAUAAAACUGUCAUGGAAAACUUUGAAAGAAGCUCUACAUCUUCAGUGUCUUCAGUUUUCACUCCACCUACAAAAUCUGUAGGCACACCAGUACAACCUGCAAAUACUACAAGAAUUUCUACAAUGAGACCUCUUGCAACAGCAUAUAAAGCUUCCACUAGUGACUACCAGGUGGUUUCUGACAGACAAACGCCUAGGAAAGAUGAAAGUAUUGUAUCUAAAGCAAUGGAAUAUAUGUUUGGCUGGUAAUAUACAAGAGGAAGUAACAUACUGAGUUGGUCAGGGUUUGAAAUAUGCGACUGUCAUCAGUGGUUAGUUGUAUAACUACUGGUGUCAGUAUUUUAAUUUGCAUCUCACCUGUUAUGCCUUCAAUGAAUUCAGCAGACAUGUAGCUUGCACUUUAAAUGAUGGCAAUGUACACAUGGUUUUAAAAACUGAAUCCGUGUAAAUAAGUGCUUGUUUCCUGUUUGUGCUCUGAAUGCAUGAUUGUAAAAAUAUAAGCACUGACUUUUCCUCUGUGAUGACUUUCUGUGAAUUACUUCCCAGUAAAGAUGAUGGGCUACUUGCAGGAAGAACGCUAUUUACAGCUGGCUCGGGGACAGGGACGGUUCUUAGUACAUGUGAUUUUAAUUCUAUUUUAGUCUGGGUUCAUUGUUGUUUUACAAUUAUCUGACAUCUUGUUCUAAAUGUCACAGCAACCUUUUAAUUGUUUUAUUAAUAAAGCUAAGUAAAGUUAA
Molecule: messenger RNA, 1583 nt
Organism: Oxyura jamaicensis (ruddy duck)
Lineage: Eukaryota; Metazoa; Chordata; Aves; Anseriformes; Anatidae
Gene: NUP35
Product: nucleoporin 35
Exons: 9
Coding region: 130-1095 (321 amino acids)
Biological process (GO): regulation of DNA-templated transcription; NLS-bearing protein import into nucleus; nuclear pore organization
Cellular component (GO): nuclear pore central transport channel; nuclear membrane; nuclear pore nuclear basket
Molecular function (GO): single-stranded DNA binding; structural constituent of nuclear pore; phospholipid binding
Source: RefSeq, a predicted model, not a curated record